This is a messenger RNA of Xenopus tropicalis (tropical clawed frog), 5752 nucleotides long. RefSeq names its product tyrosine kinase, non-receptor, 2 like (gene tnk2l). Bases 695 to 2740 code for a protein of 681 amino acids. Gene Ontology annotation, molecular function: nucleotide binding; kinase activity; protein serine/threonine kinase activity. The transcript is spliced from 14 exons. NCBI's taxonomy places the organism in Eukaryota, Metazoa, Chordata, Amphibia, Anura, Pipidae. Gene Ontology annotation, cellular component: clathrin-coated vesicle. The record is from RefSeq and is a predicted model, not a curated record.
CUGAGCCCCUUAAUAUACCGGUCCCUGUAGUACAUGCUGCUUAGGAUUCGGCAGAAAUGCUGCUGCAGACUGUACUGCUUUCCAAGGCACCAUGCACCCACCCACCCACUGUUACUGCUGCUGAGCCGGCAGGUGGGGGCUUCUGUGGGGGCGAGUUUCUAUACAGAAUAAAGGCCCGGAAACCUCCCUAUAGAAAUGUACAGGGAGAGAGAGUGUUCCGGCAGGGAAGGAGUUAAGCACCCUGCAGGGAGAGAGAGAGUGAGAAAGGAAGGGGGCGGGGCCGUUAGAUUUCUGGGAGGGGCCCAGGUAGGGGGAAGCCAGGUAAGCAAACAGGAUAGAGGAGCGGCCCAGGCACAGAACAAGCAGAGACAGGCGGACUGGGGGGCCCCAUCCAGAGAGACACUGUCUAUAGACUGCUCCCUGGCCCUGGGAGAGUGGAGAGUGGCCCUAACUUGGGGCCCCAGGAGAGAGUCACAUACAGAGGAGACUGGGCAGAUCUACAUGGUGCCCCCUGGCCAAGGAGGAGAGUGGCCCUAACCUGGGGCCACAGGCAGCGUUAUACAAGGAGCUUAUACUCAUUAUAUACAGAGGGAACAGUCUCUUCAUACAGAGGUCUCGCAAGUGACACCCUGGUGCGGAUAGAGAGCUCCCCCUGUCACCCCACAUCUCUGGCCACCUGGCAGCAGGUGGCGCAAUGGGCACGGAGGAGGGCACAGAUUGGCUGCUGGCGCUGUUACGGGAGGUCCAAUUGGAGCAGUUCUACUCAAAGCUUCGCGAUGGGCUGAACAUCACCCGCCCGGGUCACUUUGACUUUGUGAAACCCUUCGAUUUGGAUCAGAUCGGCAUGGGGAGACCAGGGCAGAGGCGACUGUUCGAGGCUCUGAGGCGCAGGAAACCCCCGGUGCGCCCCAAAUCCUGGAUGUACAAGGUGUUUCCCUCGAAAAAUCCAGAGUCCCCAGAGGGGCCCCAAAGCCCGGAGGUGUCCCCUUUACGGAUGGAACCCGAUAGCUCCAUGAAAUGCCUGAUUAAUGAACGUGACCUGAGCCUGUUUGAGAGAUUGGGGGACGGCUGUUUCGGGGUAGUGAGACGAGGGGAGUGGAGGGUCUCGAGUGGAAGGAGUGUGAACGUGGCGGUCAAAUAUCUGCGGUCCGACGCCUGCUCCGACCCUGAAGCCCUACAGGAUUUCCUGCAGGAAGUGAACUCCAUGUACGUGUUGGAUCAUCCCCAUCUCAUUCGCCUCUAUGGGGUGGUACUUUCCAAACCUCUCAAAAUGGUAACGGAGAUUGCCCCUCUGGGCUCCCUGCUCGAUGCCCUUCACAACAGUUAUGGCAGCUGUGGCUCUUUUUCCCUGCCCCUCCUAUGGAAGUACUCCUUGCAGAUCGCUUCCGGCAUGAAGUACUUGGAAUCCUACAAAUUCAUCCACAGAGAUCUGGCAACUCGGAACGUUCUACUGACCAGCGAGGACGUGGCCAAGAUUGGUGACUUUGGCCUGAUGAGGGCACUUGGUGGGCACAGCGACCAUUACAUCAUGUCUACUCACCGCAAAAUCCCCUUUGCAUGGUGCCCCCCGGAGAGUCUGAAGAUCGGCGCUUUCUCUAACCAGUCAGAUGUGUGGAUGUUUGGUGUGACCUUAUGGGAGAUGUUCACUUAUGGACAGGAGCCUUGGAUGGGCUUCAGUGGGAAACAGAUUUUACUGAAGAUUGACCGCGACAGAGAGACGCUGGAGCGACCGGACGAUUGCCCUCAGGCUCUCUACGAGGUAAUGAAGAAGUGCUGGAUAUACGAACCUGAUCAAAGGCCAACGUUUGCCAACCUAAUGGGCCUCCUCAGCGCGGCGCGCCCCCAAGAGGUCAGAAUUCAACGUGAUUUCAAUGACCCUAGCUGUCUCCAACUGGAAAGUGGCGAUGUGGUCACUGUUAUUGAAGCGGGGUCAGAUAUGCCCCUCUGGAGGGGGCAGAACAAGCGGACACUUAAGGUGGGGCGAUUCCCUGCAUCCAUUGUCGUUACGCGGGAUUUACCCCAGUUUCAGGUGUCUGGGAGACAGUCUACCAGCCUAAUGCAGCUGCCGGGCAUUGAGGGGGAGUCGGAGAAUGAUAGGAGGAACCGAAUCAAGGACAAAGGUAGAAAAGCAGAUAGAAGCAAUCUGUUGGGUAUGCAACGAAUCUCCAAAAGUCUUGAAUCUAUCUCUGAGCCCUGUGUCCCAGCCAACAGGCAACAGCCGCCAAUGAGGAACCGCGCCCAUGAUCUGGAGAGCCAUCCCACCAACGCAUCCCCCCGGAGAAUUAGUGACAUCCCCCAGAUCCGAAACUUUGCCAUCAUGCGACCUCCUGUGUUCCCCAAACCCAAGCGACCUGCUUCCAAGGAGAGAUUUAUCCCGUCCCCUAAUGCUGAUUUUCCUGCUCAGUCGGUUGGCGGUGGUGUCCCUCGGCAGAGUCCAGGAGGAACGGGGCCAGAGGGAGAUGCUGGAGGGAAGGCCCUUAGGACUUCUGUGGAAAAUGAGCUGCAGAGAAAGAUCAAAGAGGUAGAGGAACGGGUCCAUGGAGUGACCACGGAGGAGUGCCGCGAGGCGUUGAGCAAUAGUUCUGGCAAUGUUCCCCGUGCUAUCCAAGCACUCAAGAUGGAGCAGUUAUACAACGUGGGCAGGAACAGUAAGGAAGAUUGUCGACGGAUCCUGGAGAAGUGUCAAUGGGACCUGGAGGCCGCCUCCCGCUACGUGUUGCGAAAAACCAACAUUUCAUGAUGAGCAUUUUUUUCUUGAUGGCAAAUCACUUGACUUGGGUGCCGACACAGUGGGGCGAGUGGCAAGGCUAUUGCCAAACAUAAGAGUCCUGAGUAAGUGGCGCCCUCCUUAGGAAGCUUGACAUUGGGGAGAUGUUUCUGCAGGAAAAAAUAAGCCUCUGGUUGGCCAACCCUAAUAAUACCAAUGGUCACCAUGAAUGGACAUUUAUUAUGAAAAGAACAUGGAGAACCAGAUGCCAUGAUACACACUGGCGCAAAUCUACCUCUAAAACAGAAUCAUCAGCUUGCGAGUGACGAGAAACUGGGCAUAUUGGCAUAGACAUGGCCUGAGCUGGCAUAGACAAGGCCUGAGCUGGCAUAGACAAGGCCUGAGCUGGCAUAAACAUGGCCUGAGCUGGCAUAGACAUGGCCUGAGCUGGCAUAAACAUGGCCUGAGCUGGCAUAAACAUGGCCUGAGCUUCCAUAGACAUGACCUGCCUGGCAUAAACAUGACCUGAGCUUCCAUAGACGUGAAAUGAGCUGGCAUAGACAUGACCUCAACGUUUGCCUUCCUUGGUGCACCAUCAUCUGGGAACCCAGUUGUGCCCGUAGUUUUCUUUUAUAUCCUACUUUUGGCCAAUGGCUGAGACGAUUCCUUUACCUUGAGACAAUGGGCCCCACGCUGGGACUAUCAGGAUGGGAUGAGCCGCCAUAUUGGUUGGGGCACGUGGAACUGAUAUUUUUUUCAUUCUGUGGAUUUGAGACCAGAUGUGCCAAGUUCAUUCUUCUGCUACAGUGUUAGAGGCCUGGCACCACCAAGGAGAAGCUAAUAAACCUUCAUGGUGGACCAGCAUGGACGCCCCCAUAAGGACAUCACACCAUGGGAUUAUUAGGGGUGAAAUCUCAUUUUGUAUUUGGUGUUAAACUUUUUAUACAAUUAUUAAACACUAAUACAAAGGCCAAUAUACUCAGGACUCUUUCCAGUGAUGUUCCUCAUCCAUUUCAGCCUUGGGUGGAGCUUUAAUAUGUAUCUCUGUGCCGGUGCUGUUAGUCAGUUGGCUGGGGGUGUCUCACUUUGCCUGCACUUCUUCUCAAGGUGGGUCAGUCUUGGGUGGGGACCAUGUUGGACCCUUUUGCUUUCCUCAGAAACACAAAAUGAACGAGUUUGUUUUGGAACAGAUGGACAUGGCUGGAGAUUCAUCUUGGUGCCAUGUUGCUGGAAGAGGCUCUCCAAAGGAAAUCCUCUCUGCCUACGCGGAACCACUACUUGCCCCUCUGGUUCUAUCUGCUCCUCAGCUAUUUGGGCCAAACCUCGUUUCCCAAACUGGAGCAGGGUCAUUUUGGCUGAAGAUGGAGCAGUUCUCCUUUGGAGACGCCUUGACAACCUCAAGAUUUCAGAGGGCACCCGUCUCAGCGGGCACACAUCUCAGUGGGCACACAUCUCAGUAGGCACCUGUCUCAGGGGACACACGUCUUGGGGCACCCGUCUUAGGGGACACCUGUCUCUGGGCACACGUCUCAGGGGGGCACCUGUCUCAGCGGGCACCUGUCUCAGGGGACACACAUCUCAGGGGGCACCCGACUCAGCGGGCACCCGUGUCACGUCUCAGGGGAGACACGUCUCAGCAGGCACACAUCUCAGGGGGCACUCUCUUGGGGCACACGUCUCAGCGGGCACAUGUCUCAGGGGACACCCUUCUCAGGGGGCACCCGUCUCUGGGGACACCCUUCUCAGCGGGCACCCGUCUCUGAGGACACCCUUCUCAGCGGGCACCCGUCUCUGAGGACACCCUUCUCAGCGGGCACCCGUCUCUGAGGACACACGUCUCAGGAGGCACCCGUGUCAUGUCUCAGUGGGCACCCGUCUCAGCGGGCACCCGUCUCAGCGGGCACCCGUCUCAGCGGGCACCCGUCUCAGCGGGCACCCGUCUCUGGGGACACACGUCUCAGGAGGCACCCGUGUCAUGUCUCAGCGGGCACAGGUCUCAGGGGGCACAGGUCUCAGGGGGCACCCGUCUCAGGGGACACACGUCUCAGGAGGCACCCGUCUCUGGGGACACACGUCUCAGGAGGCACCCGUGUCAUGUCUCAGUGGGCACCCAUCUCAGCGGGCACUGUCUCGGGGCACAGGUCUCAGGGGGCACUGUCUCGGGGCACAGGUCUCAGGGGGCACCCGUCUCAGCGGGAACUGUCUUGGGGCACCCAUCUCAGCGGCACAGGCAAAGAGCAAGUGAGGCUGAUUCCAGAGAAUGGAGAUGUGCUGCCAUCUAGUGCCCAGGGAGCCCUGCAGGGGGCAUCAUGGAGGCACCUUGGCACAUUUACAUUUUUAUACAACCGAUUACUGAGAGCUAAUUACGCUGCCCCGUUGCUGGCGCCAUAUAUAUAUAUAUAUAUAUAUCGUAUAUUGGUAUUAUUUUUUUUUUACUAUAAUACUUACUUAUAAUAAUUUUACCUCUAUAAAGUGGAGGGGGCGGGGCUAAUACCUACUUGGUUCCACCCCAGCUGCCCGCCCACUUCGCUAAAUGACGAUCAAAUGCUACGACCCAAAUUCAGGGACCCUCUAUAGUAACAAGAGUUCUGCUCCGUUACCCGCGGGGGCACCGCGCCCCCCGACAUUUGUGUAUAUUUGUAUCUAUAUUUAUAUAUCUUUGUUUUAUAAAAUAGAAUAACCGAUACCGUGCGUGUCUAUAUACCUGUCAGAUCAAUAUAAACUGUACUUGGUGAUGUCAUCGGUUAUAAAUGGUGAUUAGUGAUGUCACAGAGGCUUGUGUACCCCUGAUAUCCUUAUCAUUGACACUAGGGGGUUCAUUUGUUCCCAGUAUGAGUGGGAAGUGAUAUUGAUGCUGUAUAUACGGAUUAAUGUAUUAAUAAGGGGAGGAGUCACACUGACCCUGUGAUAUUGUAUAUAAUAUUGGGGCGGUACCUGUAUUAUUGGGGCGCAGAGCUUUUUAUGAGCAAACUGGUUCCUGAAUGUAAAAUCAUUUUGCUACAAUUAUUCCUUUGUAUUAAACGGACGGGCACUUCCUGCUCUUAA